Messenger RNA from Pisolithus orientalis, 1600 nucleotides. RefSeq lists its product as uncharacterized. The transcript is spliced from 13 exons. Bases 146 to 1255 code for a protein of 369 amino acids. The record is from RefSeq and is a predicted model, not a curated record. Lineage: Eukaryota; Fungi; Basidiomycota; Agaricomycetes; Boletales; Pisolithaceae.
UAGCGCUGUGCCAGGCCUCAGGCGCCUUCAUAUCGAUCAAAGAGUCCGCAGCUCCACGCCCUUUCCACUCGUCCGCCUCCAUCUCAUAGCAUAGCGUACUGUCUCCUACGACACACCAAGAACCUCGGUCAUCCUUGCAUCGUUUAUGGCUCCUAGGCUUUUCGAUACACUGUGGCGUGUACGGCAGCCACUUUCACCAAGCGCCAACGCACUCGUUCCACGAGUUCUUGCUCCCAUGGAAUCUCCUCAGCCAAGUGAUUCCGUUCUUGCGCGCACUGAAGAGUUACCCCCAGUGUCACUGGAUCCUGCGACGGCUGACGAGCAUGUAGAUCGCAUCAGUCGUUUUCGUGUUCUUGUCAUGGGCAGAGCAAAUGCUGGUAAAACGACAAUCUUGCAGAGGAUUUGUAGUACUACCGAUCAGCCAGAAAUUUUCAAUGGAGAAGGACAGCAGCGUGGCUACCAUGACAUUGGUAUUGAGCUGGUGUUUCCGAGUAACCCACGCUUUGUAUUCCACGAUUCUUGUGGAUUUGAAGCUGGAAGUCCAGAACAAUUUGUUCAGAUGAAGAAUUUUGUGAUAGAACGUGCCAAAACAACCAAACUAGACAAGAGAAUCCAUGCUAUCUGGUUUUGCAUUCCAUUGACUGACAGCCACAGAAUGGUUACAGCUGCUGAAAGGAAGUUUUUUGAUGAGUGUGAUACAGGGCAUGUUCCUGUCAUAGUAUUGGCAACAAAGGCAGAUAGUUUGGAGCUUGAGGCUGCUCAAGAAUUUGAGGACCAAGGCUUGCAUGUAGAAGAUGGAGCAGAGGAAGCAGGACUGGAGGAAAAGAUUAAGAAUGAACACAUGGCAAAGCUCAAGGGUUGGUUGAACAAGACUGAGUUUCCACCUUGUGACUAUCUGUCACUCACUGGAAUGGAUGAAGAGGGUGCAGAUUGUACACCCCUACUGACUUGCACAGCAAAUGCAUUAGGGGAGGGGGGACUGCAACAACUCCUCAUCUCCACACAGCAGACUAACCUGGGGCUGUGUAUUGAAUUUGCUAUAAUGAAGACAUUGAAGAUGUGCAUGAAUAAGAAGGUUGGGCAAAUUGGACACAGAGUCCUCUCCUCUAUCCUUUCAAAGUGGUUUCCAUAUUUUGUGGGUGAACUCACUGAAAUAGUAAGUGGAGCCAUGGCAGGGGUGGUAGAGCAGGCUGACUACCUUAUUGGACUUGGGGUCAUAGGGAGGAGUGAGUGGAGUCAUGGCAGGUCAUGGUGAAUGCUUGCUGACCUGUUGGUCUUGGGUUCAUAGGGUGUGAGUGGAGUCAUAGUCACUGGUAGUGGGUCUAUGUUGACCUUAUGCUUUGCUGCCCUGUUGCACUUGGGUUCAUAGGAAGUAAGUGGAGUCAUGGCAGGUGGUGGUGAAUGUUGUUGACCAUGUUCACUGUUGCCCUACUGGUCUUGGGUUCAUAGAUUUUGGUAAGUGGAUUUAUGGCAGCUGGUGGUGGAUAUUAAUUUUCAUUGCCAUUCUAUUGUACUGGGUUUCAUAGCAAGGAGUGAGUGGUGUCAUAGCAAGUGGAGGAUGCAUGUUGAUCAUGUUCUCUAAUGCCCUGUUGGAUUUGUG